CUGCUCUUGCAAACGGCGCGCAACGUAACGCGGAUAAAAAACCGCGCGCGGUAAAAAUCUAAAAACAAAAAACCUAAUAAUUAAUAAUUUAAUUAAAGCGAAAGGCGCACGCGUAAGUAAAUAGAUUCGUCAUAACGUAAUAGUAAGUGCUAAGCAACGUAGUAACGUUUGUGAACGUACAUAGUUAACAGUGGAUAAGGGCGUGGAUAAGAAAAGUUGGAAAAUCCCCACUUAGCCCUACCGACAACACUUGCCCUUGCUCACAUCAGCCCACUUUACCUACUACAUACAUACAUACCAUCUCCCCACAUACCGAGCCCAAUAUGCUGCGUUGCCACUACGGUAUCUACAGCGUGUUUGUGCUUUUCGCGCUCACCACUGCUUUCGAUAUCAGUCGCCUGGAGCCCAUUGCUGACAAAAACAUACAAACAGGAAAUCGAAUGCUCUAUGAAAGGGAAAUCAACGCGAAUAUAUCGUAUGCAACAGCACAAGACGAUGAUGCCGUGGAUGGUUUACUCGAAGUCAAUGAGAUACCAGUGCGCUACGACGAUGCACAAUUGUGGCGCAUCUACAAUAUUUCAGAGCAUAUGCAGAAUAGCAUGCCGCUGGCAGAGACAUUGGAGAGUAAAUUCGGUGGCGUCAUUUGGAAAGAAAACUCAAAAUUUCUUGAUAUCUCCAUCAAUAAGGAUAACUUGAAGGCGGCACGCAGCUAUCUUGCCGCACGCAAUAUCGACAAAGAAGUGAUGCAUAUGAAUAUACAGGCGCUCAUUGACGCCGCCGAAAUGGAUGGCAUAAAUGCGACACAAGCGGAGGCGGGUAGUCGUACAAAGAAACAAGCACGCAGCGGCAUUCAUUGGAAGGACUAUCACGACUUGGAAGUGAUAUAUUCGUUUAUGCGCGAAAUACGUGGCAAGUUUCCGAAUAUUUGUCGUUUAUAUUCAAUUGGCAAGACAGCGGAGGGACGUGAUCUAAAAGUGUUGAGAAUCUCUGAGAAUCCACGCGAAUAUAAAAAAAUUUGGAUUGAUGGCGGCAUACAUGCACGCGAAUGGAUCAGUCCGGCCACUGUCACAUACAUACUCUAUCAGCUCAUGUCAAACUGGAAAGAUCAACCUGCCUACUUCAAGGAGCGCACCUGGUAUUUUAUGCCCGUUAUGAAUCCAGAUGGCUACGUUUACAGUCGAAGAGUAAAUCGGCUGUGGCGCAAAAAUCGUUCACCUUCGCCAUCUUCGAACUGUGUAGGCGUUGAUUUGAAUCGUAAUUUCAAUAUUAACUGGAAUGGUCGCGGUUCAUCAUCAAAUCCCUGCAGCGAUACAUAUCGCGGCAAAUCACCAGGCUCUGAGCUGGAAACGCAAGCGGUCACGAAUUUCCUUUUAAAACGCAAAAAUAAUCUAGCUGCAUACCUGACUUUUCAUAGCUACGGUCAACUGAUAGUCUAUCCGUGGGCAUAUAAGGCGGCCAAGGUUAAAGACGCUUCCUUGCUGGAAAGCGUUGGUAAAACGGUAGUGGAGCGCAUACGCGAGGCGACGGGCGCUGUUUAUCGCGCAGGUGUGACGCAUUCCUUGUUGGGCAUUGCCGGUGGCGGUUCGGAUGAUUGGGCGCGUGCUGCUUGUGGCACUAAAUUCGUCUAUACGGUCGAGUUGCGCGACAAGGGCCAAAAUGGUUUUGAACUAUUGCCAUCACUGAUAGGCGUUACGGCCAAAGAGGGCAUGAUUGCUGUUGAGACGGUGGCUCAGGCCAUCGGUUAAGAAUUAUAUUACUUUUAUUUAAUUUAUAUUUGUAUAUUUGUAGGUGAGUGAUCGAGUGUGUAUGAAAGUAUUAGAAUUAAGUUUGCCUAAGUAUGUUCUGUAAGAAAUAUAUAUGUAUAUAUGUAUGCACAUAUGUAUAUAGUAUAUAUGUUCAACGAUUUUAAGCAAAAGCUGGGUACAACUGUAUGUACUUGUGUACAAAGCAUUUGCAUCUAGAAAUUAAUAAAAAAAAUUAAGAAAUUUCAUAUAUUUCAUAUAUUUCAAUUCCAUAGAAACUUCUGUAGUUAAGUUUAACUAUUGACUUAACUAUACUUUAAAAAAGAUAAGUUAACGACUGUAAGUGUAAUAAAUAAUAUCAUCGUCCGAUACGAUUUUGCGCCCAUGAAAAAAAUCAAACAUUUUCGGAAA
Molecule: messenger RNA, 2153 nt
Organism: Rhagoletis zephyria (snowberry fruit fly)
Lineage: Eukaryota; Metazoa; Arthropoda; Insecta; Diptera; Tephritidae
Product: carboxypeptidase B-like
Biological process (GO): proteolysis
Molecular function (GO): metallocarboxypeptidase activity; zinc ion binding
Source: RefSeq, a predicted model, not a curated record